This is a messenger RNA of Opisthorchis viverrini, 5398 nucleotides long. RefSeq lists its product as hypothetical. NCBI's taxonomy places the organism in Eukaryota, Metazoa, Platyhelminthes, Trematoda, Opisthorchiida, Opisthorchiidae. Gene Ontology annotation, biological process: protein dephosphorylation. Bases 1 to 5379 code for a protein of 1792 amino acids. The record is from RefSeq and is a predicted model, not a curated record. Gene Ontology annotation, molecular function: protein binding; protein tyrosine phosphatase activity. The transcript is spliced from 27 exons.
AUGCAUGUACUUGUCCACCCUGAAGCAAUGAGGGGUUGCUCCCCGGAAGAUACUCUGCAAUGCCCAUGGCCUACAUCGGCGAGCAUAGUUGUAUCUGCUUUCGUCAGAACGGAGGCUACACCGCACCAAAGCCCAUUCCGUCAACCAAACAGAGAAUACAUCUAUUCACCACUCCCAGUGGUAGACAAGAAAGUCUUCAUUGCUAUGCAUCACCUACAGAUUAGAGCUGAUAGCAGUGCUUCGGUGACUGGUGACUAUUUCUCAAGCACAUACCUUCCCUUCUGCAUGACGUACUUUUGCGCUAUAUGGGACUGCUUUAUGGCUGCUGUUUUGUUUUCAUCAUUAUUGGCUAAAGUUGCCGACUCAGAAUUAGUGAUUUUGCGUCCCAUGCAAGAUUCGGGCAUCUACGUACGUCGUGGCAGUUCGAUUGUCUUGCAAUGUGGAGAAACGACAAACAUAACUCUGGUUAUCUGGCGGACACCAGACAAUACGAAGGUUCCCUACGGAUCAGGCUCAGAAAAUUCGGAAAAGACACUCAGUGUGUGGAACGCAACCGCUGCAGAUUCAGGAAGUUACUCCUGUACUGCGUAUUCGCUCGAUAGUCUUCAAUACAAUGCAACGUCAGAAGUCGUUGUGCAAGACGUUCCGGAUCCUCCAACGAACGUGUCGUUAACAUCUCAUCUUUCUACCGGACUGUUCGCAUCCUGGACAUUCGGCGAGGAUCACAGAAGUUCAAUUCAUCUCCACACCAUCUAUCUAUAUAAAACGGAUAUCCUCGUACAGGAGGUGAACGUUUCUGCUCCAUUGAACACAAUGACCUUUGUCGGGUUGGAAGCGUACAGAUGCUAUCAUAUCAUCCUUCGAGCGUUGAAUGACGUUGGUUGGAGUUCAUUUACGAGACCAUUUUAUGCCCUCACAUCUCGGGGAAAACCAGAGGUACAACCACAAAUCAACGCACACAACAUAUCAAGAACGUCUGUGAUUAUUCGGUCGGAACAUUCCAAAUUGUUGGAGCUUCAUCCGCCUGGUCAGAACACCUCAGAGUGCGGUGAUUCGGACAGCCAUCUGCAAUCCUUACUUCGAGGACCGUUGAGCAGUUAUGUUGUGUAUGUUUCUACAGUGGAACCCUAUCGGCUUGUUGGCGAACACUUGUUUCCUGUUCUUCCUGACGACGAUCAACUUUUGACGAUACCGAAUUUACGACCCUAUACACAUUACAAUAUUUCUGUGGCGUUCCGCAAUGGAAAAUACCAGGGCCCUCUGGCACAACUACUGGUUCAAACGGCUGAGGGUGAACCUGAUCAACCUGUGAUAACAAAAACCUCAGCAACCAACACUUCUAUUACAGUCUGGUGGCGUAAUGGGCCGUAUCCUGGUGGAGAGAUUAAUCAAUAUAAGUUAGAGCUUUAUCCGUGUGGGGCGAAUCAGAAAAGUGAACCGGACAAGUCACUUCGUCUUAGAAUGCAACAGAUUGGCUGGUUAAAACAGGAGUUCACAUUUGGUGUACUUGAUCCCAAUUCAUGCUACGCCCUACGUAUUGCAUCUGGUACUCGGGCAGGAUUUGGUCCUUUCACAAAGCUUCAUCAGAUCUACACAGAUAUCCCAGCUCCCAAACCCCCCGAGUUAUUAUCAGCGACUUUCCUGGAUUCGAACGACAUCCUGCUCAAUUGGACUUGUCUCGGCCUAUGCGCGAACGUUAUUGACCAGUUACAGUACACCAUUUGCUGGCUGCUUCCUCAGUUGUCUGUUGAACCCAGCUGUCUUCGGACGCAAACUUUCAAUUCUGCUCAUCAGGCUUUCUGCAACUGUGGAGUUUCACAGAAUUUUCAAUCGACUAUCCUCCCAUGGUCGAUUGUGCAACAUUCCAAAUCAGAAAAGGCUCUAUUCACCGUUCGAUCUGUGCGCAAGCGUGAGGUAUGUCCUCCGGAAGGAUCUUGUGAAGUGGAGAGUGUAGAUUCAAACAGUGUCCCUUUGGAUUUGCGGAGUGCACCAGCCCACUGGAGGAUGAAUUCUAAUUCGAACUUCAAACUUGACAAUACCGCAAUCCUCAGUAUCACUUCAAUUACGCUACUUGUGUUUGCUUCAGUCACUUUGGCUGCAUGCUUUGCCAAUCGACUGAAAUGUAUCUUACUCCUCUGUCAACGCUCGGUCUUUUGUCGCCGGUCGACGGAAACUCCGAGUGCCAAGUAUCGUCGAGCGGUACCACUUAGACUGAACAAAACAACAUACAAGCCGAUACCGCGGUCUGAACUACGCGCGUAUGUGGCAGCGGCACAUGCCGACAAUGAUGCAGGAUUUCAGGCUGAGUUUGAGGCUAUCGAACGCACUGUAUCUUCGGAUUGGACCACAAACGUAGCUAAGUUAUCGGAAAAUAUGAGCAAAAAUCGUUAUUCCAACGUCCUCGCAUAUGACCACACUCGAGUGAUUCUGAAGGAAGUUGGUCGCAAGAGCGACUACAUCAAUGCGAAUUAUAUCGACGGUUAUCACCGGCGUGCGGCAUACAUUGCUGCUCAGGGACCCAUCCCUGCUACUUUCGACGACUUCUGGCUGAUGGUUUGGGAACAAAGUUGCAACGUGAUUGUUAUGAUCUCAAACUUCAUUGAACGCGGGCGGCGCAAAUGCGAUAAAUACUGGCCUACCAGUGGGCAACAACUCUACGGUAACAUAUCCGUGAGGAUGGUUUCUGAAACAGUUCGCGCCUUCUUCACAAUCCGUGUGUUUGUCAUUCGUCAUGUACGAUGCAAAAGAGGAAGUAAAGAGCGCCUGAUCUACCAUUAUCAGUACACCGAUUGGCGAGAUUUCGAUGUACCCACAUCCCCACUUCCAGUGCUCAAGUUUGUCGAAACUUCCAUCUCGCGAUGGUCCUUGGAAGACGGUCCUAUUGUGGUUCACUGCAGUGCUGGCGUUGGUCGCACAGGCACAUAUAUAUGCAUUGAAAGCUUGAUUCGUCAACUAAAGGUGGAACACGUGGUGACUAUUCGUAGUUUUCUGGAACACAUCCGGCAGCAGCGAAUGAAGCUGGUCCAAACGGAGCAACAAUACGCCUUCAUCCACGAUGCUUUGCGAGAGCACGUUCUACACCCGUGCCACACGAUACGCCCAACUCACUUCGCAGACUACCUACAACACUUACGUGAGUUAGACUCAUCCGGUCGAUCCAAUCUGGAAAAACAAUAUGAGAUGUGUAUUGUCUCUCCGUCUGAAUCCACAGACAUGUCAAGGUCAACAAGGACGUUGACUAGUAUGGGAAGAAGAGGCUCCUGUUCUCUUUACGGGACGACUGAUGUUUUGGGUAUCAAUUCGUCCACAUUACAUGGGUACCACAUGCUGUCGGAAUACAUUGUGGCCCGUCACCCACUUGCCGGCACGGAAACCGAAUUCUGGAAGAUGGUAUGGGAUCAGAACUCUUCCAUCAUCGUUUGCCUUUCUGGUCUGGAAUUACCACCAUUUUGGCCUCAAAAGGCGAAUGAGGUUCGCGAUAUCGGAUGGCUUCACGUCAGUUACGCAGGAAGCAGGGCUUACAGCGAUGCUGUCACUCGCUUCGAAUUCUUGCUCACAUCGGAUCGCGAGGACUAUGCUCUGGCUUGUACGUUAUGGAGAUUCUCCGGAUGGCCAUCGGUUGCAUUCGAAAACACGGCGGAACUGAAUUUGGCCCACGCCCUUUUAGAUCUGGCCACGCAUGUAGUCGAUGACGAUGAUGAGGAUCUGCAAGGUUCAACCGGACCUAUUGUCGUUGUCGAUAAUUCUGGCGGAAAUCGUGUUGGAACCUUCUGUGCCCUACGCAUUUUAAUCAACCAACUCACGCACGAAUUUCUGUUCGACGUAUACUUUGUUUUUAAAAUGUUAUGCGUUCAACGACCUCGAAUGUUCCAAUCUCAUCUUGAUCUGGAAUUUGUGUAUACACUUCUACAGCAGUAUCUGUCACGAGACGUUCCGUCAUCGUUAUGCAACAGUGGUGUUAGUGGGGCUGUUGGAACUCAGGGCACAGUCAACUCAAUUUUUGGUCUCCCCAGUCCUGCUCGUGUGGGAUCUCGAUGCAGACGACGAACUAAGGUUAUGGUGAACCAUUUGUUUCCUCAUCGAAAUAAGACAUCACUUUUGUGUAACAGCAGCCCGCAUGCGUUGGGCUCGGAAGCGCCAAUGUACCACCCACGACCACCUAGUCUUCUGACUGCCGAUGGGGAUAAAAUCAGUUCGCUUAUCAACUCAAUUGCAGAUGAGCAACUGUCCGAAGCUAACAGAUCUACGCUUCCGUCUACGGGUGUGCUUGAAUCGAUCUCACAUGAAUCCCUUGCACCAAGUAUCUCACAACCGAGACUUUGUGUUGAGCUUAUGAUUCUGAGCAUUAAUGAGCUUUUUACAUUCCAUAUAGCAUUACUCAUGAGUACUCGAGAAGCCCCAGCCGCUUUUGCUGCCAUUCGCAACCCGAACAGUCUGUUAGCAAGUAUGCCUCAGAGACCUGCGCUUUCUGAUGCGGCUCUGUUCUCCAUUGUACUGACGGUGCGGGAGACCGGUCGACGUUUGGCCAUGAGUGACUACGCUGUCGCCACUGCGUGCACCAUCCUUCAUCGUGCCUUACGAGUGCUUCUCACUGGAGAUGAACAGCCCACCAACUCUUCCACCACUGUUUUGAACGGAGAUACGAGCGCCAGUCCAGAGGCGAUCGAUCAAUCGUUCCGUCAUAGCUUGGGUGACAUUGAUCCUUACACUAUCGCGAUGGCUUGCAUAACCCUUGGUGGAAAGGUCCAAGAGGAACAUCAACGCCUCCGAGAUGUUAUUGUCGCUUUUUACCGCCCCUCCGGUUUUGGUUGUUUGUCUUUUGCCAGGAGCUUGCACAAAAAUCGUCGCCCUGCUCUUGAGGUUGGAGAUGAUUACGACAGGUUGCGUGAAAGCCUGGUGCAGACCGAAUUGUUUCUUAUGCGUUUGCUCGCCUUCCAUGUUCGGCGCCCUUCGCUCCCACAUCCUUACUUGGUUCAUUAUCUGCACUCGCUACUUCAUUGGGUUGGAAAGGGGAUUGCCCAGCCCUGUGGUGGUGAUCUUACAGCAACCGGACCGAACAAUACAGUGAACGCGGCGACGAUUGCUUUAGCUCGCUUACCCGGUCUCGCUUGGUCCAUUCUCGCUGAUUCCUAUCACUCACCCAUUUGCUUGGAUUUUUCACCCGAGCACAUUGCCGCAGCCAUCUUACACUUGGCUCUUAGAAUUGCGGGUGUUGAAAUCCCAGGAAAUCGGCAUUCCGAAAUGGCUUGGUGGCAGGCUAUAUCGGAUAGCCUGACACGUGAAAUUGUGGAACAAAUACAACUUCGCGUGAUGGAAAUUUACGCAGUGGACGACAAGCUCAAAAACAGCAUGCCGCACCGGUAUUCGGACGACUUUUGAUUGCAUUUCCAUGGUCCCA